Aptenodytes forsteri (emperor penguin) is the source of this 2007-nucleotide messenger RNA. RefSeq names its product LCA5L, lebercilin like (gene LCA5L). Gene Ontology annotation, biological process: intraciliary transport. NCBI's taxonomy places the organism in Eukaryota, Metazoa, Chordata, Aves, Sphenisciformes, Spheniscidae. The record is from RefSeq and is a predicted model, not a curated record. The transcript has 9 exons. Gene Ontology annotation, cellular component: axoneme.
AUGAGGCUCCGCAGCCUAUGGCUCAUGGCGCAGAGGGACCCGCUGCCUGCACACCGCAUUGUCAAAUUCCCAUUAAGGAAGAUAAUAAGUCAGAAUGUGGCACAAAAAGCCGGGAUACUAAAGAUUCACCGAAGCACAGAAGUAUCAGCAGCAGCUGUAGCAGAGGUAAUGAUUGUAGGUGACGCAGUAGAGAAUACAGAAGUGAAAAUUCUCACGCUAACUAUUCUGAGGGCUUUGUCAGUGACUUGCUCUGAAACAGCUAGAAGCAGGAAACGUUUAGAAAUAUCAGGAACUGAAGAGAAGAAAACACAGGAAAAGGAAAAAAAGAAAAAGGAAAAGAAGAAAAGAAGACAGGUGAUAUGCGUUCUUUACUUUGGUCUGAAUGCAGGAGGAAAAAAAUUGCCAGCUGAGAAGAUACCACGUGAGAAUUCUUCGUUUUUAAGCCUGCAGAGUAGUAUGAUUUCCCAGAAAAAAAAUGCAGUGGCUCAGCGAAUAUCAUCAGCAAGACUUCACAAAAUUAAAGAGCUGAAGAAUGAAAUAUUUGAUUUACAACACAAACUAGAAGCAUCAAGCUUAGAAAACCACGUUUUGAAACAGCUUCAGCAUCGACACUCAAAAGCGAUAGGUAGAUAUGAAAAUUCAGAAAGUAACUUGCUGGAUCUUUUAGCAAGUCAUUAUAAUGAGGUGAGAGCUUUAAGGAAACUCCUGAGGAUGUCUCAGGAGGACGAGAGAAACACAUCCAGGAAGCUCAGAAAAGUUGAAGCAGAGCUGCUAAAAACUAAAGAUGCUUUGCAGGCCUUGCAUAUGCUUUCAGAAGACAAAGCUCUUGCAGAGAGUGAGGAACUUGAUCACAGAUUAUCAGUCCUUACAGAAAAAAUGGAAGUGAAUAAUAAGAGAAUACAGAUCUGCCUGGAAAAGCAGCUGAAGUUGAACAAUAGCACCUUUAGUCAUCAGUUGGCAAAUGAGAACAAAAAAGCUGUGGAAGCUGGGAUAAUUACAAAGAACUUGCAAAUGGAAAUUAACUCUCUUCACCAAAAAAUUAAGGAAAAGGAUCGGCAGCUUUAUGUAAAAAAUAUCUAUGCAAAUCGGAUGCCGAAAAUCCCAAAAGACAAAGGCAAUUCAGUACCUCAUGAAAAAAGUCUUAGUAUAAACAGAUCAGUCCAAGUAGAUAAACAGAGUUUUAGAUCACUGCUGCUGUCAGAGUACCAAACUCAGGAAACAGAAAAAAGUCCAGUUCGGCUAACAAAGGAGGAAAAGUCUUCCGAAGAUAAGAAUCAAAAAGCAAAAGCAAACAAAGCAUACACAGAUGCCCAAUGUAGAACAGAAAGGCAAUCAACCGAGAAAAUACCAAAGCCAGAAACUUUUAAUAGAACACGUAGAGAGUAUUUAAGGGAGGGCAGACUACUGAUGGAAGAAUACACUUGCUUGGAAUUUAUGAAAGAAGACAAAGAAGAGACAGGUUUGCUUGAACGGGAGCUGAAAAAACUGAUGAAAACUGAACAGACUCCUCUAAGUGACAGUGUAAAAGAGAGCAGUGAAGAGGAAGAUGCAGUGGAAGAAUAUGAGAGAGAAGGAAAAAAGCCAGAUGAACAGCUAAAUAACAGUGAGAAGGCAGAGAGCAAACAUGUAACUCCAGGUCCAAGGAACAAAAUGCUCAUUAGGCUGAAAAAAAAAUACAUAUUCUCAGAAGCUACUGAGAAUUUGCACCACGGGCUUCCUACAUCAGGUACAAAAUCCAAAAAAGGCAGUCUUUGGAGCCACAGACAUGCAGGUCAGGAGUGCGGUGAAACAGCUGGAUCAAAAGUGAAAAAUUCCUUUGGGCGAUACGAACCAUCUUUUGGUAAAGUUACCAAAACAGGGUGGAAGGACAGUUCCACUGAAGCGGAAGGCUGCGCCCACAGGACAUUCGCUGACAGGAAAAACAGUCUUAUGAAAGAACUCUUUGGACCAGGCUGUGUUUGAAGAGACAACCAUUCAAGUUCCAACAUGAGAGGAAUGGAGAAGUGA